Oppia nitens is the source of this 1802-nucleotide messenger RNA. Its product is annotated as L-sorbose 1-dehydrogenase-like. Bases 10 to 1800 code for a protein of 596 amino acids. The record is from RefSeq and is a predicted model, not a curated record. The transcript is spliced from 3 exons. NCBI's taxonomy places the organism in Eukaryota, Metazoa, Arthropoda, Arachnida, Sarcoptiformes, Oppiidae. Gene Ontology annotation, molecular function: oxidoreductase activity, acting on CH-OH group of donors; flavin adenine dinucleotide binding.
ACAAUAUCGAUGAUACAGAUCGAUAGGCAGAUGCGCUACAAUCGACUGCUGGACGAAAAACAACGUUUCUCUGAGUACGACUAUGUGGUUGUCGGUGCCGGUGCUUCGGGUGCACCCAUAGCCAUGCGACUGACCGAAAACCCUGAUAACUAUGUACUACUGUUGGAAGCCGGUGGCCAACAAUCGGUACUAUCGGACAUACCCGGUAUGGCCGAAGUCCUCAUCGAUAAUCCGGAGUUUGAUUGGCGCGAUCCGUCGGUACCGCAAAAAUAUUUUACCGGCGGCGUAAUGGACACCAACAAUGGUAAACGAUUGGGCGGUUCCUCAGCAAUCAACGGUAUGAUCUAUAAUCGGGGAAAUCGACGCGAUUUUGAUAACUGGGUCUACAGUUACGGUGCCCAAGGCUGGAGCUAUGAGGAAGUGUUGCCGUAUUUUAUGAAAUCCGAGAAUAAUUCCGAUCGGCUGGUUCUGGCCAACAAUCCCGGGUUUCACGGAACUCAGGGACCGCUACGGGUGAGUAGCGACCCGCGACCGGCCCCACUGUUGGCUCUGUGGACACAAACAUUGAAUGAAUUGGGUAUACAAUCACUAGAUAUUAACGGUGCCAAUCAAUUGGGUACUACUGUUGCCCAGUCGACCGCUGCCGACGGCCUACGAUCGAGUACUGCCAAUGCCUAUAUUGAUCCCAAUCCACAUAGCGACAACCUAAACAUACUGGUCUACUCGUUUGUUACGAAAAUAUUGUUUGCACAGUCAACCCACGGACCCCGGGCUAUAGGUGUCGAAUAUUUAAGGGAUGGUAUCAAACAUACGGUUAUGGCCCGUAAAGAGGUUAUACUGUGCGCCGGUGUGGUCCGUACACCGCAACUGCUGAUGGUAUCGGGUAUCGGCCCCGGUCAUCAUCUGACCUCACUGGGCAUACCGGUCAUAGCCGACCUGCCCGUCGGCGACAAUCUCCAAGAUCACCCGGCAGUCAGCAUACAUAUGGUAUUGAAAAACCCGCGACUCGGAGGACCCGGACCUCAACUAUCUAUCGAGCAAAUGUAUCAACUGUGGACAACCCGAUCGGGACCGUUGGCCUACGCCUCCGAUAGUAUUACAUACAUUAACAGCCAGUCAAACAAUCAAACCGAUUGGCCAGAUCUGUAUUUCUAUACAAUUGUCCAGAAUGUCCUCAACUUGGAUUCGCAGGUAUCGGAAAUGUGGGGCAAUGAACAACAGUUGGCCGAAUGGCGUGAAUAUUUUCGGCCAUAUUUAGGCCAAUUCCUGACGAUGACUGCACCGCAUGUCUAUCGGGUACAGAGUUGGGGUUCAAUACGAUUGCAAUCCUCGGAUAUGUUAGUACCGCCGCUCAUUGAUCAGGGAUUUUUGCGGCACCCGAACGACAGGGCCUUACUUAUCGAAAAUAUCCGAUUUAUGUUUAAACUACUAUUGCAUUCAUCGUUCAGCCAAUAUGUCCAGCCGUUGGCCAAACCGAUACCCGGCUGUCAGUUUUGUCCGCACGGGUCGUCCCCUUCACUGUACGAAUGUACCGAAUAUAUUGAUUGUUUGAUCCGUCAGACGGGUAAGUCGGGCUGGCAUUUGGUCGGCGGCGCCCGUAUGGGUGAUCCACGUCGGCCGGACGUAGUGGUCGAUCCGCGCGGUCGUGUCAAACAUGUCCACGGGCUGCGGGUAUGCGACUCGUCAAUUAUGCCCCUAUUGAUCAAUGCCAAUACGUAUGCAGCGUCGGUAAUGAUCGGCGAAAAGUGUGCCGAUAUGAUCAAACAAGAUAAUGGCCACAAUCAGCACAAUUAUCUAUGAUG